Molecule: messenger RNA, 2300 nt
Organism: Argiope bruennichi
Lineage: Eukaryota; Metazoa; Arthropoda; Arachnida; Araneae; Araneidae
Product: putative cyclin-dependent serine/threonine-protein kinase DDB_G0272797/DDB_G0274007
Exons: 3
Coding region: 143-1864 (573 amino acids)
Source: RefSeq, a predicted model, not a curated record
CAGUUUUCGAACCCGUCUCCUCGUGGCUCUCUUCCGGAUUAUAAACCUUUCUUGGAUCUGCUCUUCCGAAUCACUAUCUUGGGUGGAAGCAGGCCGGAAGGACGCAGCUGCCUUGAGGAAUAUAAAUAACGAGUAGUAAAUUAUGGAGACGUAUUGGAUGGUGCUGUUCCUUCUAGUUGGAGUACAGCUAACACUCGCACAAACUGAUGCAAGUGAUGAAAGUUUGACUUCACGGAUAACAUCAGAGCCAGAUUCUUCCUACAAGAGUACUGAGCAACCAACAACAGCUGAUGCUGUAGCAUCGUCAACUGAUGCAAAAGUUGAUGAAAAGCCUUCCAUUGCUGAAGUUUUAUUCAGGGCACCAUCCUCGAUUAAAACAGCAGGUUUUGGUCAGAGGGUGAAAACACCAGAAACCAGCAGCUCUUAUGCUUUACCAUGGAAUUCAGAGGAUACAACAGUAAAGGCAACAUUUCCUACAGUAGUCACCACUCAAAGCACUGCAUCAGUUCAGUGGCAACAGAUCCAUCAUGAUCCGCCUCAACAAGAACAGCGAGUACAACAACAGCAUCAUUACCAACAAGUUCAACCUCAACAACAACAACAACAAGUACAGCAGCAACAACAAGUACAACCACAACAACAAGUGCAGCAACAACAUCACUAUCAACAACCAACUCAACAACAGAUUAGGCAGCCAACACAGCAACAACAGCAUCACUAUCAGCAAACACAUCAACAAAAUCAGCCGAUUCAGCAGCAAGAGAGAGUACACCAGCUUCAACAAGAGCAAUCACGUCAGCAACAACAAGUACAACAACAGUUUUCGCCACAACCCACUCAACAACAACAGCACCAGUACCAAAACAGACAACAACAGCAGCAGUUCUACCAACAUAGGCAACAGCAACCUGAACAACAGAAACAAGAACCAACAAAUCAAGGGUUUCAAGAAAUUGACAAUAUAUCGAAAGGCAAGCAGUAUAAAGCCGCUACAAUCAAAACCGCUCCUCCUUCUCAACAAGUUCAACAACAAGAGAAUGUAAAUGAAGUUGAUCCCAAAACUAAAACCCCCGCCCCUUUCCAAGCCCAGCCAAGUGAAGAAGAGAGGCUGAAGAAAGCAGAUCAAGCCCUUGAAGAGUUUUUCAGUGACAUUCUGCAGAAUUUGAGCGUCAAAAUGAAAACUGGUAUGGAUGAGCCUUUGGGUGAGAUUCUGGACCCAGUCAGACUCGAUGAUAUGCAGCUUCAACCUUUAGUUGCCGGAGAAGUUUUUGAUGUCAAGAUGAAUCAGAUAACUGUAGGUGGAUUGUCUGAUUAUAGAAUCACUCAACUCGAAAGUCAACUGAAUGAAUCUAGAAUCAAGGUUGGAAUCCAUUAUCCCAAACUCUAUGCGAACUGUCUAUUCAGAGCAAAUGGGUCUCUAUACGAAAUUUUCAAGGUAACUGGCAGCGGUAAUGCUACGAUAAUAUUCAAUGAAGUCCAUGCCCGUACUGUUCUGUAUCUGACCAAAGACAAUGGAGUUCUUCAAGUGACGUCAGCUGAUCAACCAUACGUUGACUUCAAACGUGCCGAAAUUCUUUUCCGAGAUGAAGAUGCCAAGGAAGAUGCAGAACCAAUUAAGGCUGAAAGCGUCGCCACCCAGUUAGGGCCCCUCUAUUUCUGGGUGCUCACAGCAAAUGCAGUAGAUAAGGUCGAUUAUCCACUGGCUUUGUACUUCAACAAGGCUCUCCAAGAUUUCCCCCUGAAGAAUUUCAUUGAAGGGCAUAUUUUCCGACAAAGGCACUUGCGCAUACAUGUUCCUCACAACCCCAUCCCCUAUGCUUUUGUGUCAUCAGAUUUUGGAGAGCAAGUGAGGGCUUCUGCUUAAAUUAAAAAAUCUUUGCACUUAAGAACAGCAGGAAAAAAAAAGCAAGAUUGUCUUCACGAAAAAUGACAUUUUGAUUAUUUAUUAUAAUUUAUUUAAAAUAUAAUGUUCAGUGCAGCGCACAACAUUACAAUAAUAUCAUUGCAAAAUGUGUUUUUUGUCUGAAUAGUUUUAGAAGUUAUUUUAUAUACUAUUUUAUAUAUUAUAUUUUAUAUACUAUCUAUAAAUUAAAAUUAAAAUUUGAAUUUUAUAAUUCCUAUUUAUUAAUAGACGCAGCAUCUAUAAAAAUCAAGUUCAUAUAAGGAUUUACUUUUAUCAGACGUUUUUGUUUUCAAAUGAAUAAUUUAUACAUUUUUAAGCUUGACAUUUAAAAGUUAUUUUAAAAUAUUCUCUUUAAUAGUUCAACUAUUCAAUUAGUACAUUUCAGAAAAUGUUGAAA